GAGAUACUGAAGUGGAGGUCUGGGGAGUGGACGGCAGCUGAUGAUGAAGCACACCAGGUCAGGCUGGAGCAGCGUCGGCGUGACGCCAGCAAGAACUUACGCUUUCAGCUGCCUGAGAAGUGGAAAGUGACGCUGGAAAGGAAACCUGGGGAACAGCACCGUACGAAAGACUUCUCGGACAUCCAGAGGGUUUGCAAUCGGAAGCUCCAGCGCAUGUACAAUGAGUGGCAGGAGGAGGUGGAGAAGCUGGCGGCGGAUCAUACCACCAAACUGGAGAUAGCCUCAGCGGCCACAGGAUGGGGCGCGGCUGGCCAGGUCAUGCUGCAGAAGCAGCUGGCCCAGAAAGAGGAGCAGAACCAGAAGAGCCUUGAUGACAUGGCUGCGGAGCACAAGCGGGGGAUGGACGAGCUCAAGGCCAAGCACGAGGGUGUGCUCCUGGAGCACGAGCAGGCGAUGGAGGAGCUCCGGGCGAAGCAUGACAAGACGAUGGAGGAGCUCAAGGGCAAGCAUGAGUGUGCCGUCGUGGAGCACCAGCGGCAGACGGCGGAGCUCAAGGCCACGCACAAGGCUGGGAUGAAGGAGGUCCAGGCCAAGCACCGAGAGGAGAUGCUCGAGCAGAAGGGGAAGCAUGAGCGUGCCCUCGUGGAGCACGCGCAGGGGCUGGCAGAGCUCAUGGGCAAGCACAAGGCUGAGCUCGAGCUGAUCCAGCAGGGUGCGGAGGCCCAGCUACUGGCCCAUCAGGAGGAGAGCCGGGAGGCUGCGAAGAAACAAGGCGUGUAUAAGGCCAGGGUCCAGCACAGCAUCGGGAAAUGGAGGCGCAAGGAAGCGAUCUUGAAGCGCCGCCUGCUGUCGAAGACUCUCCGCCUGAAAGCACUGGAGGGUAAGGAGAAGGAGGAUCCGAAGGACUCCGUUGCAAAACACGGAUAG
Symbiodinium natans is the source of this 927-nucleotide messenger RNA. Lineage: Eukaryota; Dinophyceae; Suessiales; Symbiodiniaceae. The record is from the annotation of a GenBank genome assembly.